AAAAAAACUUCAACGGAGGGAAAAACGGAAAUGGGAUCGAUAGACACGUCAACGAGGGCAGAGAGCGGUUCAGACCCAAUCCCAACCCCAAACAGCGCCGCCAAUGGGCACCCCGCCGGGAACGGUUCCGUCCAUCCGCCGGCGGUGGAAUCCACCGGAGCUACGGCAGAAAACGAGCCGUUUAGGAAGAGGAAAGGAAGUGGUGUCCUGCCGCGUGGGGACACGUGUCAUGUGCCGCUGGAGAGACGGCAAGUAUCAUCCCGUUAAGGUCAUUGAACGCCGUAAAUUGCCCUGUGGCGGUGCUAAUGACUACGAAUACUAUGUUCAUUACACUGAAUUCAAUCGGAGACUUGAUGAGUGGGUUAAACUUGAACAGCUUGAUCUUAAUUCAGUAGAGACUGUUGUGGAUGAGAAGGUCGAGGACAAGGUGACAAGUUUGAAAAUGACACGCCACCAGAAACGUAAGAUUGACGAGACUCAUGUCGAGGUACUUUUUGUAUUCCUUUAUAUCCUUUUAGAGGGUUAUACUUUUAACUACACCCUAACUGUGGAUAUUAUUUUUCUCUUUGAUGUUUUCAAAGUUUACAAUAUUAUGUUGCCAUCAUCCUUCUUUUAUUCAGUCAAAAUUAGUUCCUUUAUUUGAUGUACCCAGCAUUUC
This is a messenger RNA of Nicotiana tabacum (common tobacco), 658 nucleotides long. The record is from RefSeq and is a predicted model, not a curated record. Lineage: Eukaryota; Viridiplantae; Streptophyta; Magnoliopsida; Solanales; Solanaceae.